AUGCCUGUUAAAUUUUUAACAGUGCAGCAAGCUUUGGAGUAUUUUAAUACCCUAGAUUCUGUUGAGUAUUCAGAUGAAGGUAGUAUUGUAUGUUUGCCCCCUGGCCUUGUGACAGAUGAAGGGGAUGUAGCUGAAAAUGAAAUAAUUCUAAAUAUGGAUUUUCCUAAAGACGUUUGUGGAGAUGUAGAAAGUGAAAAAAAGUCAAAAGAAACCAUUUGUGAUCCAAAGUGGAAAGCUUCAAAUCUCUUGCCUAUUAAUUUUGAAAAUAUCUCCAAAUUGGAAGAAACUUUUCUUGAAAUUGCCACUAAGGCGCCAUAUGAACUUUCUAUGAUGUUUUUUGAUGAGCAAAUAAUGAAACAUUUGAUAGAGGAAACACAGCGGUAUACUUCACAGAAGAACUCUACCGGUUUCACGUUAUCGGAAAAUGACACGAGGAAGUUUCUUGCCAUCAUACUCUUUAGCGGCUAUCAUUCCUUACCGCAAGAGGACUUAUACUGGAGCAAUUCUGAAGAUUGCAGUAUACCAUUUGUUCAGUCGGCAAUGAGUCGACAGCGGUUCAGGGAUAUUAAAAAGUUUCUUCACCUGUACAAUAAUCAUAUUAUAGACAAAACUGACAAGUUGGGAAAAGUCAGGGGUUUCCUUGACAUGUUCUGCAAAAAACUGCAGCAAUUUGGAGCUUUUUCGGAAAAUUUAAGUGUGGAUGAGGAGAUGAUACCCUACACUGGCCAUCAUUCAGCGAAAAUGCACAUGUGGGGUAAACCAAUAAAAUUUGGAUACAAGCUGUGGGUUUUGGCGACCGCAGAAGGUUAUCCACUAAACUUACAAGUUUAUGUUGGAAAAAACAUAGCAAAGAAGGACAGUAGACCUCUGGGAACAAGAGUUGUUUUAGAUUUAAUUCACUGUAUCGAAAAUCCUCAAAAGCAUGCAAUUUAUAUGGACAUUUUUUUUACUUCCAUAGAAUUGCUGGAAGAAAUAAAAAAUCGAGAGUUUCGCGCUACACGAACUAUAAGAGAAAAUAGACUAAAAGACUGCCCUCUCACUAAAAGUACUUUACUAGUAAAAACUGAAAGAGGGUGUUUCGAAUCCAUACAAACUAAGAACUUAUGCUUAGCAUCAAAUUUUGAGACAGAAGCUUCUUUAGGAACAGCCAAAAGAUGGUAUGCUGAAGAAAAAAAGAGAAAAGAUUUGCCUCAACCACAUUUAAUUUCCUCAUAUAACAAAUAUAUGGGUGGUAUGGAUCUCUUAGAUCGAUUUCUAAGCACGUACAGACCUCGUAUAAAAGGGAAAAAAUGGUGGUGGCCUUUUUUUACAAAUACAUUGAACAUGGCUGUUUUAGCAGCCUGGAGGAUUCACAGAGAGCUCAAGGGCGAAAUGAAACAACUAACAUUUUUAAGGGAUGUAACUACAGCCUUAAUGAAAAGUUCAAAAGAAGAUUUCGUAAAUCCCCAGUCAGGGCCUUGCGGACCAGUGAACUCUUCUGUACGUUUUGAUGGAGUAAACCAUUUUAUUAUAAGUGCGGAAAAACAAUCUCCAUGUAAAUACUGUAAAAAGAACACUCGAACCAAGAGUAAAAAAUGCGAUGUAAUGCUGCAUCAAAAUUGUACUACAUAUUUUCAUAAAAGGAAUUGA
Uloborus diversus is the source of this 1629-nucleotide messenger RNA. Its product is annotated as piggyBac transposable element-derived protein 3-like. Bases 1 to 1629 code for a protein of 542 amino acids. Gene Ontology annotation, molecular function: sequence-specific DNA binding. The record is from RefSeq and is a predicted model, not a curated record. Lineage: Eukaryota; Metazoa; Arthropoda; Arachnida; Araneae; Uloboridae. The transcript has 2 exons.